AUGUAUUAUUACCAGAGUUUUAUGUUUUUAUACCGUUUUUCUAAUCCCUUUCUUUUCUUUCUUUCUUUCUUUCUUUCUUUCUUUCUUUCUUUUCCUUUUUUUAAUAUUUUAGUUUUAUACCGUUUUCUAAUCCCUUUUUUUUUUCUUUCUUUCUUUUCUUUCUUUCUUUCUUUCUUUCUUUUUCUUUCUUUCUUUCUUUUUUUUCUUUUCCUUUUUAAUAUUUUAGUUUUAUACCUUUUAUACCGUUUUCUAAUCCCUUUCUUUUCUUUCUUUCUUUCUUUCUUUCUUUCUUUCUUUCUUUCUUUCUUUCUUUUCCUUUUUAAUAUUUUAGUUUUAUACCGUUUUCUAAUCCCUUUCUUUUCUUUCUUUCUUUCUUUCUUUCUUUCUUUCUUUCUUUUUUUUCUUUUUUUAGUAUUUUAUUUUAUACCGUUUUCUAAUCCCUUUCUUUUCUUUCUUUCUUUCUUUCUUUCUUUCUUUCUUUUCCUUUUUAAUAUUUUAGUUUUAUACCUUUUAUACCUUUUUCUAAUCCCUUUCUUUCUUUCUUUCUUUCUUUCUUUCUUUCUUUCUUUCUUUCUUUCUUUUCCUUUCCUUUUUUUAAUAUUUUACACCGUGGUAGACAAAGUUAAGCUUAGUAUCUAUCUAUCUAUCUAUCUAUCUAUCUAUCUAUCUAUCUAUCGUCCUCUGUUCGUGUCUUUCUUUCUUUCUUUCUUUCUUUCUUUCUUUCUUUCUUAA
Molecule: messenger RNA, 732 nt
Organism: Acanthosepion pharaonis
Lineage: Eukaryota; Metazoa; Mollusca; Cephalopoda; Sepiida; Sepiidae
Source: the annotation of a GenBank genome assembly